Molecule: messenger RNA, 1533 nt
Organism: Paramecium tetraurelia
Lineage: Eukaryota; Ciliophora; Oligohymenophorea; Peniculida; Parameciidae
Exons: 4
Biological process (GO): intracellular signal transduction; peptidyl-serine phosphorylation
Molecular function (GO): ATP binding; protein serine/threonine kinase activity
Source: RefSeq, a predicted model, not a curated record
AUGCUUGAUAGAUUCAACAAAGUGAUUUCCUAUGGAAUAGUUGUGAUUGCAUAUAUUAAAUUAAUUAAAAUGAAGAAUUCGAUUGGCCAAAGAAAUAUUAUACAAAAUUACGCUGUAGAUACAAGUUUCUAUCGAGUAAAACAGAAUCAAUCAAUACUUACUUGUCGCCAUUCCAAAUUACCUUCAUUUAAUAACCCGAUUCCAAUUUCAACUCCAACAUCUCCCAAGGAAUAACCAAAAAUGUGGAAAACAAAUCUUUGCUUUCAAUUGGACGGUUCUUUUAGUUAAACACGAAAAAGACCAGAUGAGUUCUCCAGCAACAAGAAGAGUGCUAGUCCUCAAUUAAGAUAACUGCCUCGCAAAUCAUUUCAAUUAUAGUUAGAUUAGUAACCGAAGCUUUUCCAAGCUCCAAAAUCCCAAGAAAAACGGAGUUUUAGAAACUCUAUAUAUUCCAGACCUAAUUCAAGACUUAUUGAGGAUUAAUAUUCUUUAAGAUUGCCCACUACCGAUGCGGAAAUUGGAAGGAGUAAUUUUAAAUUUCAUUAUGUUCUUGGAAAAGGUGGAUUUGGGAAAGUAUGGAGGGUGGAAAUGAUUAAAUCACAAAAGCUAUUUGCUAUGAAAGAGAUGAGUAAAGCCAAGGUUUUGGCCAAAAAUUCUGCCAAUUCAGUGAUGAAUGAACGUAAUCUACUGUCGUAACUUAAACAUCCUUUUAUUGCAAAUAUUCAUUAUGCUUUUCAAGAUAGAGAAAAUUUGUAUCUAGUAAUGGAUUUAUUAACAGGUGGUGAUCUUAGAUUUCAUAUUGGAAAAAUGCGUAGGUUUUCAGAAUAACAUACAAAGUUCCUGAUUGCUAGUAUGCUAUUGGCUUUAGAGUACCUACAUAGAAAUGGGAUUAUUCAUAGAGAUAUUAAACCUGAGAACAUUGUUCUAGAUAAGAAAGGGUAUCCGAGAUUGACAGAUUUUGGUAUUGCAAGGAUAGUGAAACCCGAGAAUUCUUAAGAGACUAGUGGUACUCCUGGAUAUAUGGCACCUGAAGUGAUGUUUAGAUAAAAUCAUAGUUUUGGAGUAGAUCAUUUCGCAUUAGGAGUUAUGGCUUAUGAAUUUAUGAUGGGGAAACGACCAUACUUAGGCAAAAGUCGUAGAGAUAUUAGAGAUGCUAUUAUUGCCAAACAGGUAUCACUCAAGAAGCAGGAUGUUCCUCCUAAUUGGUCAUGGGAAGCAGCUGAUUUCAUUAAUCAAUUAUUACAGAGAAAACCUCAGGCUCGUUUAGGGUAUAGUGGGAUUGAAGAGAUCUAAACUCAUCCAUGGUUUUCAGGAUUCCCAUGGAAAGGGUUGCAUGAGAAGCAGUUGCCUUCUCCAUUCAAAUUAAUGAAAUAAUCAGAUGAAGACUUUAUUCGGGAGAUUUCGUCCGAUCAUGAUUCAUAAGAUGAAUUGAUAAAAGAAAAAUCACUAUUACUUAGAUAGGAAAUAACUUAAAAUCAGUUUCAAAAUUAUACGUAUUUUAAAGAACAGCAAGUAACAAUAAAGAGAUUUUGA